GGUUGUUCCUGUUGUGCGACUUGCUGCUGAGCCUGUGACUGAAGUCCGACACCUGACUGUGAAGAGUCAGCAGUUUUCUUCUUCUCUUGGCUUUCCAUCAGCAUGGAUACUUGGAGGAGAGGAUCCAUUAAGUCCACAACGUUCUUCAGACGCUUCUCACUCAGGAGACACAAAAAGCUGGGCAACCAAGUCAUUAUCUUGAAUAAGAACAGCCACACACUGGACAGUGACGGACAGUGCCAGAAGAGGGAAUGCUUGAGGGAUCUGAAGGACAAGUCUGAUUACCUGUCAUGUCAGAGCGAGCAAAACCUGGCCAAGGCACAAGCACCUCCUAAGCCUCCCCGGCUGUACUUGGACAGCUCUAGCUGCCCUAACAUCAUUGAUCACACGGAUUCUCACUCUGAUGUCUCCUUUUCUGGUGCUUCUCAUCAAUACAACAAAGCCACUCAAACUCAGUUCCACAAGGACCAGGCUACAGACUGUGUGACCUCCGAGACUGGUUCCCAGAACGGCACCGCUCUUUCUGAUCUGUCUGAUCCUUUCCUGUCCUUUAAAGUGGAUUUGGGGCUAUCACUUCUAGAGGAUGUUCUGCAGACCCUCAGAAAACAGAAUCCAAGAGAUUAUGCCAUUUGAAGGUAUUUAUCACUUAUUGUAUCACAUUUACCUACUGCUGGUGCCAGUUUCUCCAGUCCUAACAGGAAGAAGGAUACUGUAGCACCCCUGUUGUGCGUGGUCUGUUUUAUUGUCGUUGUCUUACCCAUCACAGACUGUUCUUGUCCUCGCCAAGGAGUCCUUCGGAGCAGAGCUGACAGGCUCCAUGCCUAGAUGAGAGCACUGUCUGCUGGAACCUUGUGGGCAAGUUUCCAUUCUCCACACUAGGAAUUUCUCACCCUUGACUGCGCAUCUCCUCCUCACAGAAGAUUGGUAUUGUUUGACAAAAGACUUGUUUUGGGGAUGUGGCUGUGACAUUGCGGAGUUCGGACAGAAAGGGGUUUGGCAUACAUAAUUUGUGGAU
Molecule: messenger RNA, 1015 nt
Organism: Numida meleagris (helmeted guineafowl)
Lineage: Eukaryota; Metazoa; Chordata; Aves; Galliformes; Numididae
Gene: C6H15orf62
Product: chromosome 6 C15orf62 homolog
Exons: 1
Coding region: 103-633 (176 amino acids)
Source: RefSeq, a predicted model, not a curated record